Monodelphis domestica (gray short-tailed opossum) is the source of this 18632-nucleotide messenger RNA. It is a transcript of the gene PTGER3, whose product is annotated as prostaglandin E receptor 3. The record is from RefSeq and is a predicted model, not a curated record. NCBI's taxonomy places the organism in Eukaryota, Metazoa, Chordata, Mammalia, Didelphimorphia, Didelphidae. Gene Ontology annotation, biological process: adenylate cyclase-activating G protein-coupled receptor signaling pathway; intestine smooth muscle contraction; positive regulation of cytosolic calcium ion concentration. Gene Ontology annotation, molecular function: prostaglandin E receptor activity. Gene Ontology annotation, cellular component: plasma membrane.
GCCGCGGGCAUGAAGGAGGCGGCGGCAGCGGGCGGCCCCCCCUUCUGCAGCCGCCUGAACCAGUCGUCCCUGGGCCCAGGGGGGGCCAAUGACACGGACGGCCGGUGGGAGGCGGCUGGGGAGCACUGCGGCUCCGUGUCGGUGGCCUACUCCAUCUCCAUGAUGCUGGCGGGCCUGGCGGGCAAUGCACUGGCCAUGCUCCUCGUGGGCCGCAGCUACCGGCGCAAGGAGAGCCGGCGCGGCCGCGCCUUCCUGCUGUGCCUGGGCGGCCUGGCGCUCACCGACAUGACGGGCCAGCUGCUCACCAGCCCCGUGGUCAUCGCCGUCUACCUGUCGCGGCGGUCCUGGAACCAUCUCGACCCGUCGGGCCGCCUGUGCACCUUCUUCGGCCUCUCCAUGACCAUGUUCGGCCUGUGCCCACUCUUCCUCGCCGGCGCCAUGGCAGUCGAGCGCGCGCUGGCCAUCCGCGCGCCGCACUGGUACGCCGGACACCUGCAGGCCCGCGCCGCCCGCGCCGUGCUGCCCGCCGUCUGGCUGGCCGGGCUCGCCUUCGCGCUGCUGCCAGUGGCUGGCGUGGGCCGCUACAGUGUGCAGUGGCCCGGGACCUGGUGCUUCAUCAGUCCCGGAGCGGCGAGCGGCUCCGGCCGCGGGGACGUCUUCUUCGCCACCACCUUCGCCUGCCUGGGCCUCGCCGCGCUGGCCGUCACCUUCGCCUGCAACCUGGCCACCGUCGCGGCGCUCGUGGCCCGCUGCCGCGCCAAGGCCGUGGCUGCCCCAGCCGGCGCGCGCUGGGGCCGCAUCACCACCGAGACGGUCAUCCAGCUCCUGGGAAUCACGUGCGUCCUCUCCGCCUGCUGGACCCCCCUCCUGAUUCUGAUGCUGAAAAUGAUCUUCAGCCACACCUCGAUGGACCACUGCAAGACGCUGGGCUUCCACGGAGAGAGACCCAAGGAGUGCGACUUCUUCUUGACGGCCAUCCGCCUGGCUUCCCUCAACCAGAUCUUGGACCCCUGGGUCUACCUGCUGCUCCGCAAGAUCCUCCUCCGGAAGUUCUGUCAGGUCACACACUAUGCAAAGGAGGCCAGGUCCGGCUCCAUGUCCCUGCCUCAUCCUCAUCGGUGCACCUCAGCCUUGAUGUGGACUGACCACUUCUAGAGAGUGUGCUCGGUCCCUUGGAAGUGCUUGGAGCUGUCCACAUCACAUUGUGCAGGACUGCUUUGAGAAAACAAAUCUGGAAAACAAGAAUGGCCGGAUACCUCUCGUCCCCCAGCUCGAGCUCGCUGACCUUUGUCUCAGGGGAAGCAGGGAAGGUGGAGGCAAACACUCAGAUCAAAUAACCCGCAGUGACAGGAGAGAGGACAAGCAAGGAAGCUGGAUGAGUAAAGGCAGGAAAGAGGGAAAGCCGGAGAGAACCAAGGAGGAGUCAAGUCUAACUGGAACAGCUAAGAUGGGCCAAGGGAAGCCCAGCAAGAGGGACUUGAAAGUGCCCAUAGAAUACAUUAGUCAAUAAACAUUUAUUUAGCACCCAGAUGUGCCAGGCACUAUCCUAGGUGCUGAGGACACAGAGAAAGGUUUCAAGGGCUGCAUAGUCGAAUGAGAGACAACACGCAGACAACUGUGUGUGAACAAAAUAGAAAAGCAUCUGGGAAGGGUUUUGGCCAAGGUGGGGCAACCAUGGAUCCAAGAUGGAGAGCUCUGGGGGACCCCAGAGGCCUUUUGAGCCCUCAUUUUACAGAUGAGGAAACAGAGCAAGGGAGGGGAAGCUGCUCGCCCAGAAGGGUGCUGGUAAUAAGCCCCAGAGGAGUCCUGUGCCUCUAGUAAUCUAUAUUUAGACAAUCUGGAAAGGACCUUAGAGGCCAUUGAGUCCAACACCCUCAUCUUACAGAGUCCAGUAACUUGUCAUGUCAUCGAUAUAGUGUCAGAUACAGCAGUGUGCGACAUUCUGCAUCGCGUCAUGCCAGAGUUGUUCCUGAUGCUUGAAUCAGGUUCUAGAAUGAGAUUUUGGAUUUCAUAUUUUAUUAUUUCUCUGAAUCUGUGAUAUUCUCAAAGGGGGUGCUCCUUGUAUGGAGAAGGAUCGCAAGCCUUCUGUCUCUGCUCAUCUUGCAUGAUUCAACAUGGCUUCCAUAGGGGUUUAGGAGGUAAAGAGUGUGGUAAGUAUUUAGCAACUUGCAGGACCUACUUUUAAGUUUAAGCUGCAUUAUUCCCAUUUUCUCCAUCUCUUUCUUUUAUUUUUGAAAUCUUUACCUCUUGUCUUAGAAUCUAUACUGUGUAUUCCAAGGCAGAAGAGCAGUGUGAGUUAAGCAAUGGGGGUUAAGUGACUUGCCCAGGGUCACACAGUUAGGAAGUGUCUGAGGAUAGACUUGGAACCAGGAUUUCCUGUCUCUAGUCCUGGCUCUCAAUCCACCAUACCACCUAUUUACCCUCCUCCAUCAUUUUCUUAAGCAGACAAUCAACAGAACAAUAAAUGAUGCCCUGAUUUAUAGUAUUUGCAAUGAGAGCUGGGAGUGCUCUAGCACCCAUACCUGCCCCACCCCCCGCCUAACAUCCCCAACCUUUCUUCCUGGUUCUCUUACUAUCUCCCAGUUACCAUGGCAGCACUCAGGUGUCCUCUGUUAUCACUCCCAUGAGCCCCCAGUCUCUGCUCCUCUUUAUAAUUGUCUUUGAUGCUAUCUUUCCUUCUUGGAUUAGUUCAGAACAGGGGAAAUGUUGCCCUGUUCUCUUCUCCACCAUAUGUUUUCCUCCUGCCCUUUGGGCUACCUGCAAGAGAACUCUCCUGACUUGUUAGGGUUUUCAUGAUUCAGAGCUAUGUGGCUUUACAGAAAGAAUACAGAUGUUUGAAAAAAUGGGUUCUGGCAGCAACAAGCAGCAUAUUAUUAAAGACACUUCCUGAGUCCCAAGAGGGAUGCUGUUAGUGAUCUCUUCCUUCGAUUUGGGUCCCAGCUCAUCAUCCAUCAGCAGUGCUCCUCCAGGACUGAUAAUGGACCACUGAUGGACCACUGGAGACCCAUAAUCUCAAUGGUCUGUUUCACUCAUUGUAGGUUACACUUCAGACAAAUAUAUACAUUUUUUGAAGUGUGAUUUCAUUGAGAGAGGGCACUUCCAGUGAGCAAACUGUUUCUGCCAAUGCAAAUGGGAACCUCAUUUGUAACUCAUUACCAUAGAGAGUUGCUUGAGGCGCUGGGAAGUCACACAAGCAGUACAAGCUAGAGGUGGGCCUUGAACCUAGGUCCAAGGUUGGCUCUCUGUCCCCAAGCUGCCAUAUGCAUAAAUAUCAUGUUAAUACCAAAAUAUGUGGGAAAAUCUCACCAGUGUCAAGGUGUUAAAAAGGCAGCAAUAGCAUUGAAAGAACAUGGAAGGCUUCCUAGCUAUGUGACCCUGGGCAAGUCACUUUUCCUCCAUUGCCUAGCCCUUACCACUCUUCUGCCUUGGAACCCAUCAUACUUGGGAUAGAUCCCAAGACAGUAGAUAACGAAUUUAAAAAACAGAAAGAACAUGAAAGAAAUGAGAACAGUAUGAUGGGAAGACAUGUCAAUGCACAUGUGUGAUGGAACAAGAAAAAUGGAAAAAGGGAGACUGAGACAAUCUGAUUACUAUGAAAGAUGUUCAAACAAUCAGUCACUUCUUUGAUGAGAAUUUUCCAAGUGCCUCCUGUGCGUCUAGCACAGUGCUAGGUUCUGGGGCAGAGAGGAGGGCAAAAACAUGGUCUCAGGCUUUGGGAGACAACACUGAAACAAUUACAUAUGAUAAGAUGCACCCAGGACUGAUUGGAGGUAAUCUCAGAAGGAAGGCACAGGAGGAAGAGGAAAGAGCUCUUGAAGCAGGUAGUAAUUGAGCUGAGGCCUGAAGGAAGCCAGAGAAGCCAGGAGGCUGAGAUGUAGGGAGUAAGGCAGAACCCUAGAAGGAACAAGUUGCAGGGGCCUUAGAGAUCAUCUAAUUCUAACCCCCUCAUUUUCCAGAAGCAGGUACUGAAGCCUGGAGGAGGGCCCCCCUAUAGCAACCAGCUAAGCAAUAAGAAGAAUCACUCAAUCAUCCAAGUUUGAACAGACAAUUCUAGAAGCAGAUAAUUCAAAGUCUAAAUGACUCUUCAAUUUUUUAAUACUGGGCAAUUAGAUUUGCUGUGUAGAUGAUUGCUCCAACCCACCAUCUGGCCUGGCCAACAGAAACCUAGCCUAGCUUCCCAUUUAAUCGUGAUGGGAACUAUCCCCCAGCAUAAGCAGAGAGGACAGUGUCCCUGGGGUGACAAUGGAGAACUAAGGAAGAAAGAGUAGACCAAAACCUUUUUUUCAGCUUCUAGAAAGGCCUCUUCAAUUCUUUUAAUUUGGGAAAGAAGGAAGCCCUGCUAUGAAAUAACAUCUCAGGUGAUCUCAGGUGCUGUCCAGCACUUUUCUGGCCAAUGACUGUCACACUCUUGGGGCUCCCAUUGUAUCAUUGUAGCCAAGGUCAGGAAUAUAGUGAAGGUAACAAGGAUGCAUCAACACAGGGAGAUGGAAAGUGGAAGAAUCACUGAAAUGAUGCUGACUGAAAUUGGUAGCAUCUCAAGAGCUGAAAGGCAGUCAAUCUAUCAGUCAGCAUUUACCAUGUACCUACUGUGUGUGAAGCACCAUGGUAAGCAUUGGUCAAACUGAAAUGUGCCUACCUAUAGCUUUCAGCCAUUGUCCUAGUCUAGAUCUCGGAGGAGCAGGAGAAUAAGUUACUCCCUUUUGCUUUAUUGUCUUAAAACUUUAUGGGCAGAAAUGAUGUCCCCACUGCCCCAAGUCUUCUCUUCUCCAAACUAAAUAUCCCAGAUUCCUUCAACAAAUCCUCCUAUGGCAUUUCCUCCAGUCCUUUUCAGUCUGAUCUUCUGGAUAUAUUUUGGGUUCUCAUUGACCUUCCCAAGCUGUGGAAACCAAAUUUGAGUACAACAUUCCAGAUGGAGUCUGACAAGGACACAGAACAGAGGGACUAACCCUUUUGUUCUUGCAUUCUCUGCCUGUCAGGGCAGGCUAGAACCUUAAUGACAUUUUGGGCUUUCAUUUUAUUCUCUCAGAGCAUAUUGAUGCUGAAGUCCACUAAGCCCCCCAGAUCUCUUUUCACAGGAAGAGUCAUUCAACCAUAGUUUCCUUGACUCUGUGUCUGGGAAGUUGAUUUUUUUUAAACCCAAACAUAGAACUUUUAUUUCUAUUAAGCCUCAUUUUCUUGGUUUUAUCUUAUGGUUUUAAGGCAAAAGUAAGGGAAUAAGGGAAAACAUUUAUUAAGCUCCUAUUAUGUGCCAGACUCUAUGAUAAGAACUUUUCCAUAUAUUAUCUCAUUUGAUUCUCACAAAGCCUGUGAGAUGGGUGCUAUUGUUAGCCUUGUUUAAAGUUAAGGAAACUGAGGCAGAUAAAAGUUAAGUGACCUGCCCAGGGUCACACAUCUAGGAAGUAUCUGAGACUAGAUUUGAAUUCAGACCUUUCUGCUCUAGGUCCAACUCUUUAUCCACUCUGGCCCCAUCUAGCUGUCCCAGCAGCCCUACAAACAACACAUGAGGAGUGUUCAGUGUGCCCAUGGAGCAUACCUGUCCUAUGAUCUUGGACAAGCCCUAGGUCACAUAACUAAGAAGUGUCUGAGGCCAAAUUUGAACCCAGGACCUUCUGUCUCUAUGUCUGGCUCUCAAUCCUCUGAGUCACCUAACUUCCCUAUGGAUAAAUAUUUGAUCUGGGAUCUGACUAGCUCCAUAUCUAAGGCAGACUAUGAUUUCUAUCUUUGUGGAGAAUAGGAGAAGGGUGUGCUGGGGGUGCUAGAAGCUAAAUGGGGAAUGAGGAAGGCUGGGUCCAAGAUGGCCACAGCAGAAUGUUCUUUCCUUCAUUUUCUACAUCUCACUACCACAUGUGAAAUCUCAGUAGUUGAAGUGUGUAAUUCCAAAGGGGUUUAGAAUAAAGGACAUUUUUCCUAAUGACUCUCAAGGGGGAGAUAACACUUCCCUUCCCCUCUCGCCAGCCUGACUCCCUCCCACUAAACAUUUAUUCCACAAACAAAAGUUAUAGCUGGCCAGCAAGUCUCUUUCUCCUAGUAAACAGUAAACAGAAAUCAGGGAAGUCAGACAAAUUAAAGCAGACCAAUGAAUAUGUAAGAGAAGAUGAGCUCUUUGGAGGGAAACAAGCUAAGAUCUCAGCUCAAGCAAGGAGAGAGAAAAUGCUCUCACUGGGCAGCAGUCUGCUCUUAGCAAUAUCUGGGGCUGCAGGCAAUGGGAAUUAGAAAACAUGGCUGAUGCUGCCUUUCUCACAGACAGACCUCUGGGGCAAUAUCUCAUCCGUCUUCCAGAAGCCCACGUGUCCUUCCCUGAAAUAUCUGGCUCCUAUUCGGAGAAGCAGCAUUAUGCCUCAGUGAUCUGAGACUACAAAGCCUCAUGUGUAAUGGGAUGGAUCAGCGAGAAAGUUAUACACAAAUAUUAUAUGUAUAUAUACAUAUAUAUAUAUUUGGGGAAACCACAUCUGAUUUCAUCAUGAAGGGAAAUGUGAUUAAUGAAGCUUCUAACCGUGCAGCUCCCCAAUUAUUCUUCAACUUAUAGUCUUACAGAGAUAGUUUCUUAGGGACCCUGAGAGGUUAGAGGACUUACUGAGCCAUUAUGAGAGGCAAUUGUGGCAUGAUGGAGAAAACUGGCCUCAGAGUUCAAAAGACUUAAAUUUCAGUUCUGCUUGGACACCAAGCACUGACCCUAGCCCAUUGAGAGAAGAGACAGGGGGGAAAGAAGAGGGAGAGAGGGAGAGAGACAGAGAGACAGAGACAGAGACAGAGACAGAGACAGACAGAGAGAGAGACAGAGACAGACAGAGACAGAGAAAGAAGGAGAGACAAGGAGAAAAAAAAGAGAUGGGGGAGAGAGAGACAGAGAGAAAAAAGAGAGAGACAGAGAGGGAGAGAGAGAAAGAGAGUUAAAGAGAGAGAAGGAGGAAGGGAGGGAGAGAGAGACAGAGAGAGAGACAGAGACACACACACACACACACACACACACACACACACACACAGAGAGAGAGAGAGAGAGAGAGAGAGAGAGAGAGAGAGAGAGAGAGAGAACUAAAUUUAUGAAGUUCUUUGAACAAGGGUGACCUCAAAGGGAUAUAAGUAGAUGAUUGUUUUUUAGCAUAGUAAACACAAGAUUUGGGUUCUUUGGGAGAUGGGGGAGAUGCAACUUGCAGCCGGAGGUUCUACAUAUAUAGUUCAGUUACUCCACAUAUACAGGCCCUUCAGAUCCAGUAAAAACAUUAUGAGCUCCCCAUUGUCUUGGCUUCAUAAUAGUGUCAGUUCAAUUUCAGAACAAACUGCCACUUCUAGGAACUCUUCUGACAAAUCCAAGUUCAGCCCUUUGGAGUGGCCCAAUAUUGGCAGCAGCAUCACUUAAUUGUCUAUGUUUAUUGAACACUAAAGACCGCUUUUUAGUUUCAAUUCUUCACCAAGUUUCUGCUAGUUCUUUCCUCAAGUUCUGCUUUUCAUUUUCUCAUUCUGCUUAUGGCCUCCUUUUUUACUUUUUUAAUUUUUGGUUGAGAAAUGCAAUCAACAAUUUGUAGUCAUGUGCUUUUUUUCUCAGAACUUAUGCAAUGUUUUUCAGAAAAACAAACCAAAUGUGGAGCACAUUUUCAAAGGUCUUAUUGUGCCCAAAUCAACACUAUCUUCUACUUCUGUUCCUAUGUCUUAUAGACUUGGUAGGGGGUAAAAGGGCAGCUAGGUAGUGCAGUGGAUAGAAUGCUGGCCUUGGAAUCAGGAAGAUCUGAGUUCAAAUUUGACCUCAGGCACUUAACAAGCUAUAUUGCGUUAGGCAAGUCAUUUAACUGUUUGAUUUGGUAUCCCCAUCUGUAAAAUGAGCUAGAGAAGGGAAUGACAUUUAACCAUUCUAGUAUCUUUGCCACAGGUCACAUGCUAUGAAGUCACAGAGGGCCAAACAUGGCUGAAAUGACUGAGCAGUAAUAGAAUGAAAUAAUGUAAUGAAAGGCUAUUACAAAACUAUGUCCAUAGCUAAGUAGAUCACUCAUUUGGAGGAGACCUGAAUUCACUGGACCACAUUUCUAAAAAUGCUAUUCAUGGGAAAUAGCUUUGAUAGCAUUCAUAUCUUUCUAAGGUACAAUCCAUCAGCUAGUAUAUAUUAAGCAUCUACUACUAUGUUGGGUACCAUGUUACAUGAUCAGAAUUCAAAGAGCUCCUGUUCUCAAGGAGCUUACAUUCCAUCUAAAGAAACAAUGCAAAUAUAUUUAAGAAGAUACAAAAUACAUAGAGAAAAGGUCCAAAAGAAUUUGAAAGAGAUACUGGUAGCUGCAGGAGUUAGGAAAAUCCUGUGUAGAAAGUUGAGCUUGAUCUGGACUUUGAAGACAGAAGUUUUAAAAAGCAAGAGCAAGAAUGAGGGGCUACACACACACACACACACACACACACACACACACACACACACUUAAAAUAACUCUUCCUGUGGUGCAAAAAUUCUUAUCAUUUUCUGGCUCAUGGGGUUUGGCAGUCUGUUAAAGCCAAUGGUUCUCUUCUCAGAAUAAUGCAUGAAUUAGGGUUAAGAUGACAUCAGCUAUGUCAAAAUUAAAAUAGAAUUUUUCUCCCACCCAAGUUUAUGAACCCCCUGACAUCUGCCCCCAGAGGUUUGUGGAUUCCAGGUCAAGAACUUCAAUAGAAAGAAGACCUUCAAUGGCUAAGAAGGAAGUAGUGUCUUCUAUGGAGCUAUCCAUGGUGGUCUUUGGAUAAGUAAGAUGAGUGGGAUCCAUGGACCAAGAUUGUCCAGCAAUGGGCAAGGAAAGAAGGGAAUUCAAUCUCAUUUAAUUCAGCAAAGGUUCAUUAGACACUUACAGUUAUACAAGACACACGAGAGUCUGUAAGGGGGACUGAAUAGAGAGCCCAUCAAGAAGAUGAGGAUUCAAGGUCUGCCUCUUUCUACUCACACGCACUGUGCCAUUGGACAGCUCCACACUUUAGAAAGCUCUUGAAUGGUUACAGAGCAGAUGCCAAAUUGCUUUGGAAGAGCGAAUUUGUCACCAAUAGCUCCUAAUACAAAAGAAAUCAUAGAUCCAGUUUAAAAAAAGUUCAAGUGAUAUGCUAUGCUGACCAAAGAAACUAAUGAGAUCCUUGGCCAAAUGAAAAGAAGCAGAAGUAGGGGAAGAAGGAGGUGAUAGCCUCUCUGUAUUCUGCUAAGUUUGGACCACUAAGUUCUUCCUGGCAUGCCACAGGUUAAGGCAUUGAAUAACAUUCAAGGAAGUGAAUGUUAUACUACAUAUUCCGGAGGGGGUGGGGGGGAGUUUAGGAGUCAUACCUUGAAGAGCAAAAAGCAACGGAAAUACCUGGCAUUUAUAUAAUGGUUUCAGAUUUGCUAUUUGUUCCUCACACAACAACCCUUUGAGGUAAUUGCUAUUAGUGUCCCUAUUUUACAUUUGAGGAAACUGAGUCAGACAGCGGUUAGGUGAAUUGCCCAGGGUCACACAGAUUGGAAAAUCACUUGGAUUUUAAUUCAAAUCUUCCUGCUUUCCUGAGCCCUGUGUCCAGGGCUCUAUCCACUCAGAUGAGGAACCAAGUGUCAUCCUUCUAGAAUGCCCAACCCACUCUUGAAUAGCUCUGACCUACAAUUAGAAAGUGUAUCCUUGACUUGUGAGCUUUGAAAAUGAGAUGCUGGACUUGUUCUUAGAGACAGAAUCAAGUUCUGAGUGGUCCAGAGUCACCAUGCUCAUGAGUCCUCUCUGUUCUGCAUUGUAUAUGGAAAUGCUCACCUAAUUUGAUACUAGUUAAGUUGAAAAUAAAAAUGUAAUUUAAAAAAGAGAAUCUUCUGUCCUCUCCAGUCUAAAAUGAGCCUCUUUGUGAUCCAGGUUCUGUCCUGAGAGGGGAGGAUGAGCCCUCUGGCAGUCAUCCAGUCCAAUAGCUGCCAAGUAUAUCUGCUGAUUCAUCUGAGGGAAAAGCAACUGCAUGAGUACAAGAUGUUGGGGAGUCAUGGCUAGAGAGCAGUUUGAGCCCCUAAGAUGGGGGGUUCCUUGAACUGCAGGCUCAACAUGAGACCAUGUACCAGCCAAAAAUGCUAAUGGAACUCUUGGCCAAAUGAAGGGAGGUGAAAGUAGAGGAAGAAGGAGGUGGUAGCCAUCCACAUUCUGCUGCCUUCAUCUUGGGGGGGGGCACAGUUCAAAAACAAUAUUGAUAAACUGGGGAAUAGAAGAGUCCCCAACUGGCCUUGAGUCUAUGUGUCUCAUGAGCAACACUUGAAGGGAGGGGGAAUAUUUAGCUUGGAGAAGAGAAGACAAGGGAUGUGGUAGCUGAGCUUUAUUGGGAGCCCAGCUCAGAUAGCUGGGUUUCCAUUAGUAUGUGAAGGGCUAGAACGUGGAAGAGGGACCAGACAUGUUUUAUUUGUCCCUGGAGGGAAGAAACAGGAACAAAGUUUGGAAAGUGCAAAGAGAAACAUUUUAGGAUUCUUGUCAGGGGAAAGAGCUACCACUUCCCAACUGGGAGAAUUUAACCCUUUGAGAUCUGGAACCAUUGCCUUGUCCCCAGUCCCCAUUGGUGGCUCUCUAAAGUGGACCAUCAUAUCUAGCCUGUUUAACUAUGUUUAAUUUUACUUCCAGCAGUCUUCUCACCAGUUGUCUUGCUGCCAUGCACAUUCUUUCCUUCUCCCUGCAGCCUCCUGGUUCUAGAGCCAUAAUCAAGUUAAUCCUACUGAUUCUCCUGGACAGCAUGUGCCAAAUGUCUCCCCCAGGUCUCCGACACUUACUAGCUUCAUUUAUUCCUUCCAGUUUUCCUGUGAUUCAGCUGCAGCCCAUCGCCUUAUUGUGGGCAGAUUUUCUUCUCUCCUGUUCAUUGAAGGUCAGGGCUGUGGUGCUCUCCCCUUCUCUCCAGCUCAGCUCAAAUAUCACUGGUCAUGGCUCAGCAGCCACAUCGCUGAGCUCCUUCAGACUGAAGGCUAAGCCUGCAAUUAUGCAUCCAGGGCUGCCAGGUGCCCUCCUAUUAGCUCUGGGCUAUUCAGUGUUCCAUUUUAAGCUAAUAUCAGGCUGAUAUAUACUUCAACUCAGUUCUGGCUGCACAGUCUUUGGGGAGGAAGAAAAGGCAUGGACUUUCCGGAGAGGAUAAAAGGCAGACUAGGGACUUUUUAGACAAUUUCUGUUGAUUUAGACAUUUUGCUUGAAGGAAGCAGCUUGGUAGAGUCAGGAAAUGCGAGUUCAAAUCCUGCCUCAGACUGUCUAACUUUGGGCAAGUCCCUCAAACACCUUGGGCUUCCGUUUCCUCAUUUAUAAAAGGAAGGGGUUGGUCUCAGUGGUCUCUAAGGCCCCCCUCCAGCUCUAACUUUGGGACCACACCAUCUUCUACGUCAGGGACAGUAUUUUAUGAUUUGAGGGAAUGUGCCUCCCUCUUGCCUAACCUGGGAGCGCUGCCUAAGCUGCUGAACCCAAAGAGAGGAAAGGUCUCCAUCUGCCUCAUUCUCUGUUAUGCAACUAGAAUGGAAAUGAAGCAAGAGCCCUGCAAGUUCUGCUGUCAGGGACAAACAGUCCUGCUUAUCUGCAGGCUGCUGCAUGUGUUGACCUACCUGGUGAUGGUGGGAGAUUAGCAGUAAUCAGGCUUGUUUUCAGUGUGCUCACUCACUGAGAUAAAGCCCAGGCAGCUGAUAAGCCAGGACUGGGCGCUGUGUGUUAGCCUUUUAGCAACAGCCUUGAACUCUGGGAGAAAAAUAGAUUAGUGAGAGGAAGCCUAGCGAGGCAGCCAGAGAGGAAGGACUGACUGCCUCAAGAGCAGCUCUCUGUCCAAUUGGGGGUCUGUCAGCUCUGCACCCCCGGCCAGGCUUGCCAUUCUGACCUUUGGAAGCACCAUCUUCAUGGCCAUCUCCAAGAACUCUUCACAAGAAGGAGAGAAUAGACCCACGAGAGGGCACAGCAGAGCAGGACCCUCCAGGAUGGGCACUGGGGUCUCUUCCCCACUCCUCCAUCCUCCUUGGAACAAACCAGGCAGAAAAGAGGACAGGCUUCCCCUGCAUGGCCGCGGUCUUUGGAAUGUCCUCUAGUUCCACUUACCCAGCCAGUGCCCUUCAUCAGGUGGUCAGCAGACUGCAGAAUAUCACCAUGCUCUAAAUCAGAGAGCAGGGCAUUGCGUGAUGCCUUCCCAGAAAUCAGCUCUACAGACUCUUCAGUACACAGAUUACCAUCCCUGAUCAUGGCACACAUCCCUAUUUCACAGUGAUUUUAGUAAUUCUCUAAUAGUCUCCUUACUUGAUUAAGAACUGAGCCAUCAACAAGCAUUUAUUUAGCACCUACUGUGUACCAGGCACCUACUAGUACCAGGAAGGCAAAGGCAAGUAUCUAACCGGGGACACAGUACAAAGGAACUCUCUACCAACAAGAUGGACAGCAUAAAUCAGGGGGAGUCUUGGAGGGAAGGCACAAGGAUGAAGGAGGACUGGGAAAGGCUUUCUAGUAGAAGGGGAGACUAUCUGAGACCCCAAGGAAGCCAGGAAGGGGAGAGAGCUCCAGGCAUUAGUGACACUCGCCUCGAGGGGAACCAGUCCUUGCAUUUUAGGCAUGAGUAGGAGCUCCCCUUCUAUCAUCUUUUUCAAGUGAGUCACAUAGAUAGAUUUCUUAAUUCAGAUCAGAUGCUCUCCUCUCUCCCUUUCUCUCUGCAUUCAUGCCGGACCCACUUGCCUGAGUAUGUUUAGCCAGUCCAAAGGAAUCUUAAAGUAUUCAAUCUGGGAAUGGAGGAACAAUCCCAGCAUGGCCUGCCCUCACCUUGACUGGUGGUCAUGGACACCUGAAUAGCCACUUCCUACAGGGAACCUGCCAUUGCACUUCCACAAAGCCCGGGAGUCAUCAAAUCCAUGAAAUACAGGGAAUCAGAAGCAGUUAAAUGGCUCAGUGAAUUUAGAGCCAAACUGAGAGAUGGAAGGUCCUGGAUUCAAAUUUUACCUCAGAUACUUUCCAGCUGUGUGGCCCUAGGAGAGUCACUUAAUCCCCAUUGUUUAACCUUUGCCUCUGCCUUGGAACCAUUACACAGUAUUGAUUCUGAAAGGGAAGGCAAGGGUUUAAAAAACAACAACACAAGGCAUCAAGCCCAGAAGUUCUCAUUGAAUUUGCCUGAAGGCUGGGCUGAGGGAAAACUCUAUUGGGACAACCCUAGAAUAUAGAGACAAAAAGGAAUGUUCCAGUUUAAUGUCCUCAUCUUACAGAGAAGGAAACUGAGGUCCAGAGGGAGAAGGAGCAGCAGAGGCAAAACUUAAAUCUAGAUGGUUUUCCUCCUCCUUUAGGGCUCCUUCCACAACUCUGUGCUUUGUGAGAAUCCAGAUUCAGGAUGAGCCAUAGGAAUUAGCACUUAAACAAAGAGAUAAGACAAAACUCUAAUGGAUUAGUGACCAUUUUGUAGACCUCCCUCCCCCGGACGGUUAUGUGUCCAGAAUGCCCUAAAUAAAUGUUGAUUAAAGUCAGUUAAAUAGGUUCUGUUGCAGCUUGUAUGACCCCGGAGCAAGUCUCUUAGCUACUCAGUGCCUCCAGGUCUCUCUAAGACAUCAAAGACGCCAAGGUCAUCUCCUGCAUCCCAAGCAUCACCAGUCAUCCGGACUUUUGGACUCAGAUGACUCUGGAAGAGAGAGGGAGGCUGGUAAGUGUGAAACUCUGCCUCACUUAAAGCCAUUUCAUGAGCAAAUCAAAAGAUAUCAUCCCAUGAUGUCAUCAGUCCUCUCUGAGCAUGAAGGACAACCAUCACCACCACCAUCACUACCAGCCAGCUAGGAAACCUGUGUAGUGAUUGGACCAUGAGACUUGGAGUCAAGCACACCUCGAUUCAAAGUCAGCUGCAGGCAUUUACUAACCAAGAUACCUGGUCCUGCCUUUGCCACUCGGACACUCAGCUUCCUCCUCAUUAAAAUGGGGAUAAUGACAGCAAAUGUCUCAUAGUGUUGUUGGAAUGACCAAAUGGGAUGAUCCAUGGGAGGUACUUCAUAAGCCGAGGAUAAAUGGGGAUCGCCAUGAUCAUUAUCAUCUCAUUUUUCUGGGCUUUUGGGUAGAAUUUGGGUAGAAAUGGCCCUGGGACAAAUCAUUAGCCUUAGUUUAUCUUUCAUAUUUAGCAUUCUACUAACUACUACAAGGUGGACAAAAGAACUGCUUCUGAUCGUUGAAAAAAAUGAUUAUGCUAAACUCAUCCUUUGAAGGUUGCUCAUAGGCAGGGAAGCCCUUGGGCUUUAUUCAACCCUUACCACAGGGGUUCUUAAGCUCUCCUGUCCCAAAACUUGUCAGUAAUGAAUUUUGGUAAUGAUGUCAACAAAAUCGGUUUCCUUUGGGACCCAAUAUAUUUUCUUUUAUUCAUUUAAAACCUAUUUUGAGAAGAAUUCCAGAGGCUUCAUCAUGUUGAUAAAAUAACCCAAAACUAAAAACCCAAUACUAAAAACAUCAGUGAUACACAAAAAAGUUAAUUUUUGAGACCAAUUCUGAGCACCUCACUCUAGAAACAGGAAAACUGAAGCCUAAAGGAGCUCCCUGAGGCCACUCCAAUCCCUGGGCUGAGAUUUGAACCCAAGUCCUCUGACUUCAGAUCUUUCACUAUGCUUCAAUAUCUCCAGUGGAAUAGAGAAGGAAGAGGGGCUGUUUUGUUCAUGCUUUUUGCCAUUGUUCUCAUGUAGGCUCUUUUAGUGGAGAAAAAAAUUCAUUUGAGGCUCAUUCCUCAAGGCUUUUUCCACGGCCAUGAAACCUUUGUUUUUUAGUUUAAUUUUUUCAGUUACACAGAGAAAUAAAUUUUAACAAUCGUUAUCUGACUUUCUGCUAGCCAGAUUCUUCCUCGCUUCUCCCUGAGUUAAUAAAUAAUCUGAUAUUAGCUAUGCUAGCAGCUGUCAUACAAUACAUAUUGCCAUGUUCCUCCUGCCUUAAAGGUAAAUUUAUAUCAUAUGUACCAGAAGAAACUCAUGACGGAAAUAAAGUGAAAGAUGGAAUGCUUUGAUCUGCAUUCAGAUUCCAAUAAUUCUUUCUAUGGCCCAGAAAGACUUUUUCCUUUGGAUUUAUUGCUGAAUCCUGUGUUACUGUUAGAUGUUCACAGCUGAUUAUCAUAUAAUGGCUGCUCCUGCAAAUCCUGUUCUCCUGGUUCUGCGCACUUUCCUUUGCGUCGGUUCAUAGGAGUCUCUCCAGGCUUUUCUGAACUCCUCCUAUUUGUCAUUCCUUAUGGCAUAAUAGUAUUCCAUUAUAACCAUAAACCAGAGCUUGUUCAGUCCUUGCCCAACUGCCGGACAUCCCUUCAGUUUCCACUUCCUUGUGACUACAAGAAGAACUGCUAUCAAUAUCUUUGUACUCAUCCAUCCCAUUCCUUUUUCUUUGAUCUCUUUGGAUACAGGUCUAGUAGAGCUCUUGCCAGGUCAAAGGGUGUGCCCAGUUUUAUGGCUUCAGAUUGUCCUCCAGAAUGGGCAUUUCAGUUCACAGCUCCACCAACAGUGUUGGUUGGACAUGCAUCCAACUUACAUGCUUGUAGUCAUUGCAUGUAUUAUUUUUUUGAUUCUACAUCAGUUGAUGGAAAUCUUUCAAGACUUCUCUGUAUCCAUCACAUCCAUUAUUUCUUAUAGCACAGGAAUAUUCCAUUACCUUGUUUAAUAGGAUUUCUCUCUCUCUAAUUGACUUUUGAAUUUUAUUGGCUUAGAAGACUUUGAAUAAUAGUACAUCUGCCAUAAUCAAACAUAGAUGGGAGGUAAAGAGACCCAAUUCAAAAGAAAGAUGAAGAUAUAUGCGUGUAAAUUUCAAUAAUUUUUCAGCCAGUCUGAGAUCUCAUCAGUAUGGAUAUUUCCUCUUGUGUAAGUCUUUAUUAAUGUAGUACGUGGACUUUCCAUCUUCAUCAUCAUCAUCCUCAUGCCUUCCAUCUGUGUCCCUCUUCCAAUAUCAGGAAUGGCUUCUAUGUUGUUUAUUUCAAUACACUUACAAAACUUCAGUUGGCAUUUUAAAGAACUAAAUAAAGUUUCCUUUGAAGAAGAAUUAAUGACGUGCUUGGUGAGAAGGGGCCCCCAGGGACAAGCCUAUGAAGUGUAAUCCAUGAUAGAAAUAGCCAGAUUUCUCUUCAAAGAAGAAGAAAUAUGAGAAGAUAGUUUUCUACCCUGCCUCCAAAUUCUUUGCAGACAUGAAGAACCAUGUGUGUGACCCACAACAUAUAAUAUCAUUUUUGAUAAUUGUUUAAUUUUAAAAAUAAAUAAUAGUUCUCAGGAGGAAACUGAGGAAGGACACAGUAGGAAAUAUAGGUUAUACAAAACAAAAAAAUUCUUAAAAUUUAUUUUUAAAAAUUAAAUGAUAAAAAUGAGAUAAACGCUUUCUAUCACCACCAGGCAACAAAAUGGCAAAACUCCAAAGAAUGUGAACAAUUCUGAAAAUGUUUUCCCUUACAUUAAAUCACAGAGCAUUCAUUUAUAACUAUGUCUGUUGUCACUAAACUUUAUGCCCUUGGAAGCCAUCCCAAAGGAAUUUAACAUAUUUAAAAUCAACUUCUCUAGAAUGUGAUAUGCACAGACACACACGUGGAACUGGCCAAUUCAUGACAUGAAUUAGAGAACAAAGAUUCAGCAACUGGAACCAAUUCCUGCUGUUCUGACCCAGAAGGGAAUCUCCCUAAAGAUGUUUUCUCCAUCCCUGGAUAGGAGCUAUUAGGCUUAACUGAAAUGAGAAUGGCUCCAUGUGGCUGCCUUUGUACUUUCUCCGAGAUCACCUUCUGGGUCACCUGGUCCCUUGGCAGCUCCAAAUCACAAGGACAAAGAUACACAGGGACACACAAAUUUGCUUUCCAACACACCUAAUAUAGGAAGGAUAUGUGGGGAAUAGUGUCCGAAGUGUAGCUUUCCUUUUUGACAAGCUUUCAACUAUCACCAAUAAUCAGAACAAUAUGAGUCCACAUCGAUAGAGUGCCCCAAAAUAAGUGGGUUUUUUUUUCAUCUGUGCUGAAGAACAUUUAGAAACCCAGUUUUCAGAAUUAAGCAGCUACUUGCAAUUUUCCAAGUACCUUCAGAGUCUCUGAAUGGUAACAUGCUUCUAUUUGGAUUCUCAGGUAUGGCUUAAAGUCAUUCUGAGAUGUAAGAGGAAAAGAAAAUUGUUGGAUGUCUCAAUUGGAUCUAGGAAAGGGCUCAUUGGGUCUGCUUCUCCAAUAUUAGGACAGACAAAGAAGAGAUCAUUGGGAUGAUGCCUUGGGGGCUCCUUUUUGAAAGGCUUGCAUUUUUUCCAGAUCCCAGCAUUAAUAAUUCAAAUUUAAUUGUUACCUGAUACAUAGACAAGCUCUGACCAUAGAAACCCUACCUCCAAACCACACCAUCCAUCCCCCCACUUUGGGCAAUGUAGUCUAGAAAGCUUUGGAUCGAUGGCAUCACCCUAGCAAGAUACUGUAGAGCUUGGUCCAAUUGAACUAGCAUGCUUACUGCCAGACAAAUACUGCGCUUGGUACUAGAAAUAGAAAGACUGAAGUGAAACAGUGCCUGACUUCAAGGAGUUUACAUUCACCUGGGGAUGCUGAGCCUGCAUCAUCUCCCAGAUCUAACCUUCUUUCAUCUAGAAACACACACACACACACUCACUCACUGAUUCCAUAUUUCUAAGCUGCAUUCAAAUAGUCAGAAUGAUACCUGUUAACUGGACUUAUGCAGCAGCAUAAGUGAGAUCCUGAUCUCCAGGCUGCCUCUACAUCCUCAGGGCUCUGUCAGAUACUUCAGGAAGUCCUGGUCCUCUGGAGAGCUGCAAAUUGUGCAGAAGAAAUUACAAGGCUUAAAGAAGCCGAAUAAUAGCUUCAAUGUUUAGUUCAAACUUAUUUGCUUGUCAGUCAAAGUCCCCCACUGGCCAACCCAUCCUACUUUUUCAGUCGUAUUUCUUACUGCUCCUAUCCAGGUGCUUGUCGUGCCUUAGAAAAACUGAGCGAUUCACCCUGAACUUUCCUACCUUUCUGUUUUCACCCAGGCUGUUCUCUGUGUUUGGAAUAGGAGUUGUUUCACUCAUUGCAUUUGAAUUCCCAGUUUCUGGAGUAAUAACAUCAUAGUAAAUUUCAUGUUGGUUGAUGGAUCAAUGAAUUGAUUGAUUGAUUGGAAUGUCCUCCCUCCGAUCUGAUCAAUGUAAUCUCUAUUCACUCUUCCAGGUUCCACUUCAAUGUCAUCUUGACUGGGUAGCUUUCCCUAUGACUCUAUUUAAUAACGAGUCUUCCAUCGUUGGACCUGUAAAGGUCCCAGCAUGCUGCAGUGGCUGGCACAACGGACCUCCAUCAGGAAGCUGUGGGUUUAUAGCUUAUCUCGGACCCAGGCAAACAUGACCUCCUCAGCACUCACACAGCCAUCAGCCCUAUCUCUCCCUCCUGACAACUGAGUGUUUUGUGCUGGUCUGUGGUCCUCAGGACUUAGCACAUUGCCUGGCACAUCAGUAGGUACUAAGUAAAUGUUGACUGAUUGAUGUUGUAGGGUUUGUUACAGAUUGUGCUGAAGGGAUAAAGUUCCUACUUCUUAAAAUAAAAUAAAAAGCCAACAAGCUCUUAUUCUGUAUGGAAAGUCCCGAGUGAGGGAAUCAGGGCUAGCUGGUACAGAUGCAGGGGGCAUUGUGUACCUCUGUUUCAUUCAAAAAGUAGGUCAAGCACCUUUCUCUAGAAGGAUUUUUUUUCCUUUCUUCCUCCCUCGAGUAUUGCCUUUCCCCCCUAAAAACAUUAUAUUUAUUUUUACAUAAAAUGCAUUCAUUUAUUUGCUA